Juglans regia (Persian walnut) is the source of this 2394-nucleotide messenger RNA. RefSeq names its product RING-H2 finger protein ATL46-like. Bases 557 to 1651 code for a protein of 364 amino acids. The record is from RefSeq and is a predicted model, not a curated record. The transcript is spliced from 2 exons. Lineage: Eukaryota; Viridiplantae; Streptophyta; Magnoliopsida; Fagales; Juglandaceae.
AUAGGUUUUUUUCUUUCUUUUUUGGUCUCUCCGACCCAUUUCACUUUACUUUCUUGUGCUAUAUAAGUGACUCGAAAAGUCUGUGUCUUUAGGGUUCUCCGCUAGAAGAACAUUAUACUUCUCGAGAACUUCCGAAGAUGCACAAAUGGUGGACUUCACAGAAUCCAGUUAGGUAAGUUCAGGUUUUGUUCAUAUGUAUAUGUGGGCUACUAUGUUAUUACUGCUCAGUCAACGACUUCCCUUUCAUCUAAAAUCGUGGGUGCAAUAAGAAAAUGCUUUUGCAAAUUGCAAGUAUUACACAGCCAAUGGCUACCACCCUCAACUAUUCUGGAAUCUGAUUGCAAAGGCUGUAAUUUUUAAGGGGGUUUUGAAUCAAUCUACAGCAAGCCACGCUUUAUUUUAACUUUGAUAGCCUCGAAUUUCGUUUGGUUUAUGUUUGAAUGAGCAGGGUGUUUCUACCACAUGGUCUACAAGUUUACCCAUGUGGUCUUUGGGAUGUCAGAGUACAAAGAGCAUAAGUGAUUAAAAGUGGUUUUUGAAGCAAACCCAUUUGAAGAUGCCUUGGAUUCAGCAUCAAUUCCAGCAAAAAGAUGGUUAUUUGAGCUACCCACCUCCUUUUUCUCCUUCAUCUUCAUCUCCGUAUACUGGCACUUUUCAUAAAGAAUCAACUCCUUCAUCAUCUGGUACUAGAAUAAGUCCAGCUCUUCUUUUCGUUAUCGUAAUUCUGGCCGUACUAUUUUUCAUCUCUGGUCUACUCCACCUGCUUGUUAGAUUUCUCGUAAAGCACCCAUCUUCCUCAGCAUCUACUCAAUCCAGUAGAAACCCAGAAAUUUCAAGCUCCGAUGUUCUACAGAGACAGCUACAACAACUCUUCCAUCUCCAUGACUCUGGUCUAGAUCAAGCAUUUAUAGAUGCUCUUCCUGUUUUCCAGUAUAAGGAGAUAGUCGGACUCAAAGAGCCAUUUGAUUGUGCCGUUUGUCUCUGUGAGUUUUCUGGAAAGGACAAGCUCAGAUUGCUUCCUAUGUGUAGCCAUGCUUUCCAUAUCAAUUGUAUAGACACCUGGCUCCUAUCAAAUUCAACAUGUCCUCUUUGUAGAGGAACCCUCUUCACUCCCGAGUUUUCUGUUGAAACCCCAAAUUUUGAUUUUGAUGAUUUAAGAGAAGAUGGGUGGUCUGGCAAUGGUGAAAAUCGGUACACUUCUGGGAAGACUCUGGAAAUGGAGGAAAUUGUUGUUGAAAAGGGGGUUUUCCCAGUGAGACUCGGUAAGUUCAAGCAGCUAAAUGUUGGGACAGGGGAAGCUGGAGAGGGAGAGACAAGUAGCAGUAAUUUAGAUGCAAGAAGAUGUUAUUCAAUGGGAUCAUAUCAGUAUGUACUUGGCAAUUCAGACCUCCAGGUUGCCUUGUGCCAUGAUCGACAACUCCAUGAUAUAAAACUCAUAAACGGUUUAGAAAAUAAAGGGAAUUCCCCAGUUCAUGACGGUGUGGAAGGGAAGAAAAUUAGCACUGUGACCAAAGGCGAGAGCUAUUCUGUUUCCAAGAUCUGGCAGUGGUCAAAGAAAGGCAGAUUUUCAAGUUCCUCAGAUGCCCAGAUGGGCAUGCCUCCUUCUCUUAAUAUGGAAUUGCCACGGAUGAGUAAAGCACAAGGGACAUGAAAGAUGAUCUAGCUGCUGCACUGCAACCAAGGCAUUUCGCAAUUCAUUGAACUAUUGAAGCGUGUGAAGGGGCGUUGGGACCAAAUGUUUGGCUGAUGGAGGAUUAAAACAGUCAGAACAGCAAAACAACACUACGUGAUAUAGGUACAGAAACCCUGUACAAUAAUGCUCCUAUAGCACAAGAUCUCCACUGAAAAUAGAAUUCAGUGACCCUAGAGGCUUCCAGAAGGGAAAAGAAAAGAGUAAAUGAUGAGAAAGAAGAAAAAGAAACACACAAGUAGUAGUCUGCAACCACUACCAAGUGUUGUCAAAUCAAAAAGAACCCUUCCAUUAUAAAAGUUUGUGUUGAAUUUUGGAUCAUACAAGAGCACAGCUGCCCAUGCUUGUCGGUUCCCCUACCUUGUUGAGACCACUCAAAAGUCGGAGAAGGAAAGGAUUGUGGAAAUUGGGAUCUGCAACUGUAGUUGGAAAACAACCCACAGUAGAUGGUUGUGGGAUGAGUGCUUGCUUGGGGCUAUUGUGGGAAGGGUAGCACUUGGAGUCGAUCGGGUGGGAAGUAAAUUUUUACACCAGUCAAUUGAAGGUUGCCACAUAUGUCUCUACAGUUUUCUAUUUGCACCCUCACCUAGGUGAUAAAAACAGUUUAUUUGGAUUUUCCCCUACCCACGUGACCUACUCUCCUCAUCUAUUCGUCUCUCUCUCUACAAUACGAUCUGGUUUUCAAAUAUUUGUCGGGCUCUCGU